Lolium perenne is the source of this 540-nucleotide messenger RNA. NCBI's taxonomy places the organism in Eukaryota, Viridiplantae, Streptophyta, Magnoliopsida, Poales, Poaceae. The record is from RefSeq and is a predicted model, not a curated record.
CCACAUUGGGCUGAUAAUAAUAAGAGGGCCGCCUUCAUGGAGUUGGUCAAGAAUUGGGUCGGCGAAAACCCCGAUUUCAAGGCCGUGAGCGACCGGAACAAGGCCAACCGUGGGAAUCAGGGAACACACACUGCGGGGAGCAGCAGCACCGAUCGCUAUCGGGAGCGUCUGGGGAAGAAGCUCGGGAGGGAACUUGGUGAGAUGGAAGCGUGGACGCACAUGAAGCUGGUGACGCCCCGUCCGAACGAGCCUCGGCCCGCGCCUGAGAUGUACUACGGCAAGGCCAAAGAGAACAAGGAAAGAUACUGCGAGGAGUACGCCAAGCUCCAUCCAGAGGUGGAGGACCCUAUGACCGAGCCGGUCGACGAGGUGGCGAUGAUGCUGGCGGGGUCCGGCCAGCCGCAUGGACGUCCUGCCUGCCUUGCUGGGGGUUUCAAGCCUCAGAGGAACUUCACGCAGAUCAAGGCUACCCUCCCUCCGGCAGCCUACGCUACCUCCUCGCGGACUACAUGCCUGGACGAGCAACCGGGAUGGCGGUAA